AUGAGAAGGGAAAAUAAAAAAAGGAGGCGGGAAGAAAGGAGAAACGAGAAGAAUGAAGACCUGCAGGCACAGCAAGCGAGCAGGAGGAGGCAGGAAGAAGAACAGGAAGAGGAAGAAGAGGAAGAAGAGGAAGAGAGAGAAGAAGAAGAAGAAAGGGGAGAGAGAAGAACCAACUCGCAGGGGGAAAAAAGGGAGAGAGAAAGAAGGAGAAGAAAGCAAGAAAAAAAAAGAAGUGGAAUGGAGAGGGACUAG
Molecule: messenger RNA, 252 nt
Organism: Trichophyton benhamiae CBS 112371
Lineage: Eukaryota; Fungi; Ascomycota; Eurotiomycetes; Onygenales; Arthrodermataceae
Exons: 1
Coding region: 1-252 (83 amino acids)
Source: RefSeq, a predicted model, not a curated record